AUGCUGAAACAACUGCAAAUGGGCCUUCGCGCGUUCAUGCUACUCGCAUCCAAAGUAUGGAGUUGUUUUUGUUACAUGUUUAGAAAGCAGUACAGAGCGUUGGCUCAGUAUCAAUCUGUCAAGUAUGAGAUUUACCCACUUUCUCCGGUAUCUAGACACAGGCUAAGUUUGGUCAAAAGAAAAAUGUUGGUAUUGGACCUGGAUGAAACCCUAAUACAUUCGCACCACGAUGCAAUGCUGCGGCCAACAGUCAAACCGGGGACACCACCAGAUUUUGUACUCAAAGUGACGAUAGACAAACAUCCGGUCAGAUUUUUUGUUCACAAGCGACCGCAUGUUGAUUACUUUUUGGACAUUGUAUCACAGUGGUAUGAGCUGGUGGUGUUCACCGCUUCUAUGGAGAUCUAUGGCGCAGCCGUCGCUGAUAAGCUUGACAACGGACGGGGGAUCUUACGGCGGAGGUUCUAUAGACAGCACUGCACGCCAGAACACGGCUCCUAUACGAAGAAUUUAUCGUCGAUAUGCGAUGAUCUGAACAGGGUAUUCAUUCUGGACAAUUCGCCCGGCGCGUACCGGGAUUUUCCUGAUAACGCCAUACCAAUAAAGUCGUGGUUCUCCGACCCCCUGGACGUGGCGCUGCUGAACCUGCUGCCGGUUCUGGACGCGCUGCGGUUCACGCACGACGUGCGCUCGGUGCUCUCGCGCAAUCUGCACUUGCACCGCCUCUGGUAG
Messenger RNA from Leptosia nina, 732 nucleotides. The record is from the annotation of a GenBank genome assembly. NCBI's taxonomy places the organism in Eukaryota, Metazoa, Arthropoda, Insecta, Lepidoptera, Pieridae.